This is a messenger RNA of Rubroshorea leprosula, 1232 nucleotides long. Lineage: Eukaryota; Viridiplantae; Streptophyta; Magnoliopsida; Malvales; Dipterocarpaceae. The record is from the annotation of a GenBank genome assembly.
GUUCCUUAAAAAAAUCGAUCAAAAAAUCCCCAAACCUCUAAACAGUGGAAGUGCAUGCUGAAAUGCCUCCGACGGCAGGUGAAACCUUGGCAGAAGAUGGCGGGCAGGCGUCGGGACAGCAGCGCGUCAUCAAAAUUGGCAAAACUCCUGCCGAUGGUGACAAAAAGGCUGCAAACAGGAGACUUAAAGAUGUUGAAAUUUGUGUUCCAAUAGUUUCUGGGACAAUUGCCUUUUAUCUUGGUCGAAAGGCUAGUGAAUCACAGUCGCAUAAGUGGACUGUCUAUGUACGUGGGGCAACAAAUGAGGAUCUUGGAGUGGUGAUAAAGAGAGUUGUGUUUCAUUUGCAUCCCAGUUUCAAUAGCCCUACAAGAGUGGUUGAAUCACCUCCUUUUCAGUUAUCAGAGUCUGGCUGGGGUGAAUUUGAAAUUGGAAUUAGCCUUUUCUUCCACAAUGAUGUCUGUGAGAAGCAGAUUGAUUUGUACCACAAUUUGAAGCUGUAUCCAGAAGAUGAAUCUGGCCCUCAGUCGACUAAGAAACCUGUUGUUGUGGAGUCUUACAAUGAGAUUGUUUUUCCUGAUCCUUAUGAGGCUUUCUUUGCUCGUGUGCAAAAUCAUCCAUGUGUUGUUGUUCCCCGGCUGCCAGCAGAUUUUAACUUGCUUGCUCCUGUGUCUGUUGAAAAUAUAAAUGAAAAGGGAAGAGGUGAUACCAAAGAUCAUCCGCUCAGCCAGUGGUUCAGGAAUUUUUCUGAAGCAGAUGAACUUCUAAAACUCGCAGCAGCUCGCCAGCAGGUGCAAAGUCAUAUUAUUAAGCUGAGAAGGCAAUUGAGUGUGAUUGAUGGGAUGACUCAAGCAUUGAAACCAGCCUCCAGCUAUGAAUGCCCUUGAUUGCGGUUGAUGCUUUUGAAGGUGACUCAUCAAAGUGUAAAUCGCAAUUGGAAAUCGAACCAUGACAAUGAGAUGUAAAGAUGUAAUUAAUGUAGCUCUAGCAAGUAGCGGCCCUAUUUCUAGAUCUAGUUCUAUAGUUAGUUUCCUUCACAACCUAAGUAUUAUAACUUUUUUUUUUUUUGCUAAAUCUUCUUAAGUAUUAUAACUGAUAUAUGUAUAUAUGAUCGGUCGUUGUCUAGCUUUUUGUCAAACCCAUGGAGGGUAAGGGCAUAUGAUAUGAAGCUCCUUUGUUGAAACAUUUUCCUUGACAGAAGUGUUGCUAACUGAAAAUGAAAUUCAUAGUCAAAU